Molecule: messenger RNA, 5732 nt
Organism: Rhopilema esculentum
Lineage: Eukaryota; Metazoa; Cnidaria; Scyphozoa; Rhizostomeae; Rhizostomatidae
Biological process (GO): response to ionizing radiation; regulation of DNA-templated DNA replication initiation; mitotic G2 DNA damage checkpoint signaling
Cellular component (GO): nucleus
Molecular function (GO): chromatin binding
Source: RefSeq, a predicted model, not a curated record
CUAAUUUAGAAAUUCGUCGAAAGGGCGAUUUCUCAUUGGCACAAGUACCACUUAUGCAAUAAUGGAAUGAGAUCACAGUUUGUUGUACUGCCUCUACUUCGGUAUGAGGCUGAUUAUCAUGGUUAUGGCGGGAAAUCUUUCACAACUACCUGUCUACAUGAAUCUUCUAGAAAUGAGAAUCACACACUUUGCUAAAGCAAUUUACCUGCCAAUAUUUAUGCUCUAAUAGAAGCUGAUCUGUAAUUUCCCAAAGUUUUGGAUAAUUCAACAGUUAACUCAAUGAAAGUUUUGUGAUUCGCAAAGAGGGUCGACGUCGCUGCACAAAAUGGUUUAUAGGAAGAAGAUGGUUUUUAUGAUCGAUGUGAAUCCAUUAACAUCCCAAAACGCAAGUUUUUGUUUCGAAGAUACAGUGAGGCUCAUACGGUUCAGCAUAGUGCGAAUAUUAACCUACUUUGGUGGUCGUCAUAGAUCAGCCGGAGGGAAAUCGGACACAAGCCCACUUUGGGGAUUUAAAUUUUACAAAUCUUCAGGAGGACAAUUGGAGUACGGCAAUCAUCACUUCUACGAUUUAAAGCUGAAGGAUUUUGAAAACUUUGAAGAAGAGCUUGAGCUUAAAUUAGCGAAGGCAAAAGAGGACUUCUCAUUAAAAUCUCGAUCGCAGGGCUUCGUGGCCGACCAACUAUCUUGUGCUUUGGCUGAAGUUGUGACGGGUUUUCAAUGGGAAAGGCCGGAUUUCUUUUCACCUGUCAAGGCAAACAGAAAAACAGGGAUUGAGAAACAAAACAACACCCAGAACCGAAAUGAUGCUUCAAAUUUUGUUUUUCUGUUUACACCUUGCCCUUGCUGUUGUGGUGAUGUUAGCUAUUUCUCAAAUGGAAAACCAUCAAAUCCAAGUGACCUAAAAGCUGCCUUGAUGAAGGAUGAAGUUUACAAAAAAAUGACACUAGAGAAUAAAAUUGUUUUUCAUUGGGUUGAUUUAGGGUCAGCCUGGUCUGCAAAGAUGUCUGAUGAUUUUCAUGGAGUACUAUCCACAAUGAUGACUUGGUUCUCAGGCUCGUUGAUACCCAUUGAGAACAUUUCUUAUUGGUGGGUUCAAGGUGCCACCACAAAGGCCCAAAAGACAUGUCAGCCUGGUCAAUUUUGCCUGCUUAUGGAUACUAUAUUGUCAAAAAGAAAAAAGGAAACUAGCAAUGAUGGUCACUCAAACUUUUCCUUGAAUGUGCACAGGGUUUUCAUAUGUUUGGGUGAUUCAUUUUCUGGAAAAUCAGCCUCAUCAACUCAUCAAUAUUUGCCAGUAAUCCUCAGAAAUGUUUUGCUGCAAAAGAAGGGUUUUAAUGCCAGUAAUGACGUAGAGUCUGUGGCCAUACAAAGAACACCUACAAAGCAAUCAGAAUUACAAGAUUGUGCAGAAGUACAAGAUACUGUGACUAUGAAUCUGAAUGGUACCAUGGUUGCUGAAAUGGAGGGAGUGUUCAAAAGCAGUGCUAUUUUGAUGUUUUUACAGAAUAGCCAGGAGUCAUACUAUUGCACAUUUGACUACAGCCAAGGCCAAGAUGGAAAUAAAAGAGUUUUGACUGCAGCAUUCAUAAGCUUGCUAAGGAUACUGAAAACAAAGCACUUAAUCCUGAUAAUUAAAAUGAAUCAUCCUGAAAAUGGCCGAAAAGUCAGUGCUUGCCUCCAAUCAUGGACUGCCUCUUCUGGAGUACUUACAAUCUUGUCAUCACCAAUUGGCAUUGAAUGUAGAAGGAAACAUGGUGCAGAGGACUUUGCUAAACAACAACAAGCUCUUGUGGAAGGGUUGAUAAAGAGUAUCCAUUCAAAACUUGCUAAUAGAAGGUCAAUGGACAGUGCAGAGGUUGUCAGUAGUGACCAAGAAAUUUUGUCAGCCCUGACGGAACGAACCGCCUUGCCAACUUCUUCAUCUUUCAUGCAAGCUUUCAAUCACUGGUUUUUUGAUCUUCCAUCCCACUCCUUACCUUCCAAACUGCAUCAAAAUAUAGAAAGAAUUCAAAAUGUGGAGCCAGAGAAAGUUCUGAAGGCAGAUCAAGUAUCGACUGGCCUUUUCAAAAAACUUAAAGAAUGUUAUAAAAGCCAACGUUGUGCGGGUAAAAAGGAGCGAGAAAUUUCACUUUCGAAGGAAUCUAAUUCUGCUGUUACAAAAUUAAAGUCAAGGACAUUCUCUCGAUCUGAGCAUAUGCUUGCGAAGUCGAAAGCAAAUACAAUGAAAAAGAAGUCCGAGGAAGAGAUUAAAAAACGUGAAAGGGUUUCUAGUAACCAAGAAACGGAAGGAGGUGGCAAAAGAGGUUUGGAAGGAGAAAAUGAAGCAGAAGAAGAUCCUUUGAAAGAUAUUGAUUUGAUUCCAAAUGAUUUAUCAACUAUGGAUAUUGACAGCAUUUCCGGCUACAUUAAGGACCAGAUCGCUGAGGUGUUGGUAAAGGACUUGUCUGCUUGUGAAUCAAUCGUUAGAAAGCUCUCAAGAGCAGCAUUUCUGUUUUUGAAUAAACACAACGAGAGCAAGGAAGCAACUGAGAGGAUCAGUCCUGACCAUUUCCUGGAAAAUGUUUUCAAUAACCUGGAAGACGUUGACGAUAAUAAACAUGUGAAGGUCGCAAGGCAUAUUACUCGCGUUUUGAUGGAAUUAGAAAUGGCUGUGUUGAAAAAAGUGACAAGAGCAGAUGAGUCUAGUGGUCCAAGUGACACUCAAGUUGACCAGUCAUCUAAAGAGACUUUAGAGGGUGCUGGGGUAGAAAGUCCUGGCAAAACAAGAAAAAAGAGUGAUUGUGGACAGGGAACAGGAGAUUAUGCAUCAGCUGAUGACACAAGCGAUGAUGAAGAUGUGGAAACCAUUUGUCCUGUUGCUGAAAGAGUGAUAGGGCAGCUUCGUCCUUUGAUAUUUCUGGAAAACACCGGCUUCCUGGCCAAAUACUUAAACAGCAAAAUUCUACCAAGAUUCAAGACCAAAAUACCAAAUAUUUUGCAUGAAAUAUACGAGGGUUUAGGCCAUCAGACGCCAUUGGAAAUAUUAACACCAUCAAAACAAAUUGCCGAUGCCGAUGACUCGUUUGAUAUUGCCGAAGAUGAUCCUGCUUCGCUGUCGACAACUGAUUACGGUUCGAACCAGCCUUCAAACCAAAGCGGUACUACCUUCAGGAGAUUCUUAAGUAUCAAUGAUAGUAUGGCGACGAAGAGACAGAUCAUGGUUCCUGCAAAACGAUCCAACAAAAAUGGCACCAAACGAGCAAAGAAAGGAUAUCAAGAUAAUCCACCAAAACCAAGCAAAGAGGGUUGGUGCCGAAACCUCUUUGAUACUGGAACGAAUAAUGAAGAAACCACAUCUUCUGUAUCUGGCUGCAGAAAGAGAAAGCUGCAGAGGAGAUACACAGAAAUUGCUCCAUCAGUGAAGGAUACCCCUGCUGUUAAGCAGCGGCGCCAUUUCUUUUGGAAAAAGCAGCACAAACAAAGGAGAAAAACUGACUGCAUCACAAAUGUAACGGUUAUUGAGGAAUCCCCUUUAAAGGAAUGCAAUAUUGAGGAAUCACCUGUGAAAAGUGCAUCCUCUGCUACAAGAUUUUUCAGCAGAUCACAGUCAUUCAGUUGUAAGACAUCGCCAAGACGGUUUUACGCUUCAAAGCGAUACCACCCAGAAUUGUCAUCUUUGCAAAAUUCUUCCUUUCAUUACAAGUUUGGUAGGAGCAUAUCAUGUUUAACGGAUGAACGCAAACUGGCAAGAAGUGAAAGUGAUUUGGAAGAUAAUCGUAAGGAAGAAGUGGAACAAUUUUCUGUCUAUAAAUGGGAUAAAUGUCAACCUUUGAAUAUUGCUGAAACUCCAGAAAAACCUGCCUAUGUUUCACCUGUGUUCGACGAAGACUCCAGAGAAACAAAGUUUGGUACAAGAAAUCAGCAAGCUACGUUAAGAAUGCGCAGUUUAUCAAUGGAUGCUAGCCCUCUCCCAGCAAUGACUCUGACCCCGAAAAAAUUGAGUUCAGAUUCAGUUUUAAUCGCAGAAAAAUCAACAGAUCGUGGGCAUGAAAAUUACAGACCAAAAAGAGUUCUUGAUCUACUGGAAAUUGCCAGUGCCACAGAAAGUUUUGGUUUUGAUUCAAGAUUAUCAACUAAGCCAUUGAUGUAUUCUGAAGACUCAAUGGACUGGGUGGCAAUGUUGGAGAACGAUCGAGAAAGUAACGAGCCUAAUGAUGUUUCUGGUGAGAGCCCGUUGCCUGUUAUUGACUCUGUCCCGAGUUUGCGAGAAUCAGAGUGUGGUUCGGUUAAAGGCAACUCACCAAAUAUUUUCACACCAAUCAGAGAGGGAAAGCAGCCGUUCUCGUCGCCAUUUUUGUCAGCCAGCAGCCUGGAGACAUUAGAGACGGCACCCAUUAUAUCGCCAAGACUACGAGGAUCGAAAUUAAACAAAGAAAUUUCUUGUCGCAAACGGAUCAAAAUACCAAUAGAGGAUUGAAUUACAUGGGAAACAGCCAUCAAGAUAUCUUGUAUGUUAUAUUACUCAUCUGUUUUUUUUAUUUUGUUCUUUUAUUCUGACUGAGUUAAAGGUUUAUUUUCUGACUUAUCAUUUUUCAUAAAUCACAGAAAGUGUAUUGAAUAAUUUCAAAAUAAUGAAUAAAAUGAAUAUAUCAAUAAUUAAUCACUUCUGAUAGUUUGAUUUCAACUUUGUACUUGCAGAAAACAGCUGUAUAGAACACUAACUAUGACGACAUUAACACUUGUACCUAAAUGUAGUUAUGCGCACUAAUGGUGGCUUAUCUCGUUUGAAAUGCUAGAAAGAGCUCACAACUACAAUCUGCUGUUUAUUCUUGCACUAAAAUAAAAAUUAAAGUGUGUUUUGAAUAGAAAAAUUAUUGGUCCAGAAUUGAGAUUUUUCAUAAGAUAUAGGCUUACCUUUUCCUUAAAAAAAUUUUAGUUUUUUUACGAUCAAAUAACUCAUUUAAAAUGCUAGAUAGAGCUCAUAACUACAAUCAGCUGUUUAUUCUUUCUCUAAAAUACAAAAUAAAGUGUGUUUUGGAUAGAAAAAUUAUUGGUCCAGGACUGAGAUUUUUCAUAGGCUAUAGGCUUACCUUUUCCUUAAAAAGAUUGUAGUUUUUACGAUCAAAUAACUCAUUUAAAAUGCUAGAAAGAGUUCAUAACUACAAUCAGCUGUUUAUUCUUGCUCUAAAAUACAAAAUAAAGUGUGUUUUGGAUAGCAAAAUUAUUGGUCCAGAACUGAGAUUUUUCAUAGGCUAUAGGCUUACCUUUUCCUAAAAAUUUUUUUUGUUUAUUUACGGUCGAAUAACUCAUUUAAAAUGCUAGAAAGAGCUCACAACUACAAUCAGCUGUUCAUUCUUGCUCUAAAAUCCAAAUUAAGUGUGUUUUGAAUAGAAAAAUUAUUAGUCAAGAACUGAGAUUUUUCAUAGGCUAUAGGCUUACCUUUUCCUUAGAAAAAUUGUAGGUACUUAAGGUCGAAAAACUAAUUUUGCGAUGCUAGAAAAAGCUCACAACUACAUUCAGUUGUUUAUUUUUAUUCUAAAAUAAAUAAAAGUACGUUGGACUAAAAAGGGUGAUUUUUCAAACACGAAGAUGUGUUGUUAAUGACUCAUCUGUCGAAAAAAGGUAAUGGUAAAGAUGAAUGAAGCAUACAGUCUGAACGAUAAAUUUCCUGGGCCAACAGGAUAGUGAGGUAGGAUAGCUAGGUUUUGUUUUCCUUUUUAUGUUUUCCUGAGCCUUUUCGUUGUUGCUACUAA